AUGGAGACGACGACGACGACGACGACGAUGACGACGGUGGCGGCGACGUUUGCCUACUAUGCGUGCGUUCUCGUGGGUCUGCGCGCGUGCCGCGGCAUCGCCCGAUGCACGCUCGCCGCGUCGCGCCUCCGCCUCGCGCUCGAGAUCAUCGCGACCCUGCAAACCUGCUUGUUCACGUUCGAGAACGGCGUCGUCGCGGCAACGCUCGGCCGGCGCGCCUACAUCGCCGCGCUCUUCCUCGGGAGCCUCGCCAACCAGCUGGAGCUGUGCGUGGCGCGCGCGGCGUUCCCCGUGGCGCAGGCGAUGCGCGCGGCGCUGCCGUGCGCGGCGCACAACGCUCGCGCGCGCGCGUGGUCGUGCGUCGCCGACCUGCGCGUGUCGGCGGUGCGCGGAGCCUGGUACGAGUUCCUCGCGACGUUGCUUCACGGGUUGUUCUGCGUCGUCGUGAAGGAUAGGUGGCGCCGCGUCGGUUACCCGCUCGCUGCCGUCGCCAGCACUGUGACGACGCUCGCAGGUCUCCAGCUGACGGGCAUGUACUACAACCCUAUCCUCGCCACGGCGGCUCAGUUCGGCUGUGAGGGCGCCACCCGCUGGGAUCACUUCAUCGUCUACUGGAUCGGACCCAUCUUGGCUUCUCUCCUGCUCAGCUUCUACGCGAGGCUCCGGAUAAAGAGGAAUGUUCCCAGAUGCGCGGCGGUGCAGCAGCCCGCAGGAGAGCCGGAGAUCAGAGACAAACGCGGAUAG
Messenger RNA from Priapulus caudatus, 744 nucleotides. RefSeq lists its product as uncharacterized. Gene Ontology annotation, cellular component: membrane; cytoplasm. Gene Ontology annotation, biological process: transmembrane transport. NCBI's taxonomy places the organism in Eukaryota, Metazoa, Priapulida, Priapulimorpha, Priapulimorphida, Priapulidae. The transcript is spliced from 3 exons. Bases 1 to 744 code for a protein of 247 amino acids. Gene Ontology annotation, molecular function: channel activity. The record is from RefSeq and is a predicted model, not a curated record.